Messenger RNA from Juglans regia (Persian walnut), 2741 nucleotides. Its product is annotated as BTB/POZ domain-containing protein At1g30440-like. The record is from RefSeq and is a predicted model, not a curated record. Gene Ontology annotation, molecular function: protein binding. The transcript is spliced from 5 exons. Bases 668 to 2545 code for a protein of 625 amino acids. Lineage: Eukaryota; Viridiplantae; Streptophyta; Magnoliopsida; Fagales; Juglandaceae.
AAUGAAUGUGUUCCAAGGGCAAAGGACCCCCCCACAUGCGUGCGUGGGGGAUUGGUUUCGGAGCGAUGUGUAAUAAAGACGCUUCUGGGGCUCUUGCAUGAAUGGUUGUUUUUUUUCAGAGUGGCUUGCUUCUACUUUUUGUUUAAUGGGUAAUGUGUGGUUUGGGUCCCCUGUAUUCCGUGCGGGCUUGAACUUUGGAAUCUUCUUGGUAUUCUGUUUCUGAAGAGCUGGGUGUCUUUGGGAGGGAGAAUAUGGGAGGGGUUGACCUAAUUUGACGCUGGUUGAGUGACUUCUUUUGAAGGGCAUGGGAUUAGAUUAAGGCCAUUUUCUAGAAGUGGGUAUGUACUAAUAAUGGAGUGGACUUAUAUUUUUUUAUUUGUUUUGGACUGGGUUUCUGAAAGGACUAGCUUUGUUCUAUUAAAUCUAGUGAUUUGAGGCAAUUUUGCUGGUAAAUUUAGGGUGAUUCUGCAAUUUUUGUGCUGUUUUUGGCAGUGUUUCUCAAGGGAAGAGAUCAGCCGGGUUUCUAUUCUGCUCGUAUGAUUGCUCUGUUUGAAGCAAAGCGUUUAUUGGGUUUGGUUUUCUGUGUGGUAUAGUGGCCGAGGAGGGUUCGGUUUCACAUUAGCUUGGCCCUUUUCUUGAAGUUUUGAAGUACUUUCCUUUCGUGAAAAUGGCUUCCGUGAAACUUGGUACCAAAGCUGAUGCAUUCCAACGGCAUGGGCAGGCCUGGUUCUGCACGACUGGGCUCCCGAGUGAUAUUGUUGUUGAAGUUGGGGAGAUGUCGUUUCAUCUUCACAAGUUCCCUUUGCUCUCUAGAAGCGGGUUUAUGGAAAGAUUAAUUGCAGAAGCAUCCGAACAAGGAGAAGAAGGAUAUGUCAUAAACCUUCCUGACAUUCCUGGUGGGGCCAAAACGUUUGAACUUGUGGCCAAGUUCUGCUAUGGGGUGAAACUUGAACUUACUUCCUCAAAUGUUGUGUACCUCCGUUGUUCUGCGGAGCAUCUUGAAAUGAAAGAGGACUAUGGUGAAGGAAAUUUGAUUGUUCAGACUGAGGCCUUCCUGAAUCAAGUAGUUCUACAAAGUUGGAAAGACUCACUAAAGGCACUGCAAACCUGCGAUGAUGUUCUACGCUAUGCUGAAGAACUUAACAUUACAAAAAGGUGCUUUGAGUCGCUGGCCACUAAGGCAUGUACUGACCCAGCUCUAUCUGGGUGGCUUGCCACUGGAGGGAGUGUGUUGUGGAAUGGGAUAAGUACAGGGGCUAGACCAAAUAAUUCAAGUUCAGAUUGGUGGUAUGAUGAUGUAUGUACUUUAAGUUUGCCGCUCUUUAAGAGGUUGAUUUCAGUCAUGGAAACUCGUGGAAUCAGACAGGAGAUUAUUGCCGGGUCCCUCACUUGCUAUGCAAAAAAGUACCUGCCAGGACUGAAUCGGCGUCAGGGAGCCAUUGAGUCCAGUAAUCGUCUGGCACCCGUGGCUUUGGGGGCUCCACCAUCAGAAGACGACCAGAAGCUUUUCCUGGAAGAGAUUGAUAGGCUACUUCCAAUGCAGAAGGGCCUAGUGCCAACUAAAUUCCUAUUUGGUCUACUUCGAACAGCCAUGAUUCUUCGAGUGAAUCCCGCUUGCAUAUCAAGUUUGGAGAAAAGAAUUGGGAUGCAGCUUGAUCAAGCUACACUGGAAGAUCUGUUGAUGCCCAAUUUCUCUUAUUCCAUGGAGACACUAUACAAUGUUGACUGUGUGCAACGGAUUCUUGACCACUUUCUUGCAAUGGAUCAGAUUUCUGGUGGGACUUCCCCUGGUGCAAUUGAUGAUAGUCAAUUUAUCGGGUCACCUUCGUUGACACCAGUCACGAUGGUAGCCAAGCUAAUUGAUGGGUAUCUUGCAGAGGUUGCCCCUGAUGUUAAUUUGAAGUUCCCCAAAUUUCAGGCUCUUGCUGCUGCAGUUCCUGACUAUGCCAGGCCCUUGGAUGAUGGACUUUAUCGUGCAAUAGACAUUUAUCUGAAGUCACACCCAUGGUUGGUAGAGUCCGAAAGAGAACAACUCUGCAGGCUGAUAGACUGCCAGAAGUUCUCCUUAGAAGCUUGCACCCAUGCUGCACAGAAUGAGAGGCUUCCUCUUAGAAUAGUAGUUCAAGUUCUCUUCUUUGAGCAGCUUCAGCUUAGGACCUCCAUUGCAGGCUGCUUUCUGGUCUCAGAUCAUCUUGAUGGAUCAAGACAGUUAAGAAGUGGACCUGCUGGAUCUAAUGAGGGAGGCUUGGCCACAACUGUGAGGGAGAAUCAGGUUUUGAAGGUGGGGAUGGAUAAUAUGAGGAUGAGAGUAUUUGAGCUUGAGAAGGAAUGCUCAAACAUGAAGCAGGAGAUUGAGAAGUUGGGUCGCACAGAGGGUUCUAGCACGUGGGGAAGUGUGUCAAAGAAAUUUGGGUUUAAGUUGAAGUCUCAGAUGUGCAGUGCUCAAGCUGAAUCUGUUAGCAACCAGAGUAAUGGUAAUGGGAAGGUUGAGAAGUUGAAGGACAGGCAUGGAAAGCACAAGAACAAUUCAUCUCAUAAUGAUUAAACCUUUUCUAAAUUGUUAUUAUUUUGUAGUAUUUCCUCCAUAAGUUCUUAUCAUUUGUAGUUUCACUUUUUUGUUUUUAAGUUAGAAACUGAGAUUCAACCAAGUAUGAGGGAAAUGAAUGGAAAGAAAGUGUAAUUUGUAACAACUCUCUAUUUUUUUUGCUAAAUAUUUGAAUUAGUUCAUUGUUUGCAGUGUA